Acanthosepion pharaonis is the source of this 660-nucleotide messenger RNA. The record is from the annotation of a GenBank genome assembly. Lineage: Eukaryota; Metazoa; Mollusca; Cephalopoda; Sepiida; Sepiidae.
AUGGCCUUUUCUAAGCUGGAUCUAUCUAUCUAUCUAUCUAUCUAUCUAUCUAUCUAUCUAUCUAUCUAUCUAUCUCAGUCUGCUCAUAUCUAUCUAUCUAUCUAUCUAUCUAUCUAUCUAUCUAUCUCAUUCUUUCUUUUAGUUCAUAUAUAUUUUGGCGCGUUUACAUCCAUCUCAGUUUGUCUAGAUCUUUCCAUAUCUAUCUAUCUAUCUAUCUAUCUAUCUAUCUAUCUAUCUAUCUAUCUAUCUAUCUAUCCUCUAAGCUUUCAAUUUAGUGUUCUUUUCUUUCUUUCAUUUUUACUUUCUUUUUUCUUUCUUUCAAUCUAUCUGUUACAACCUAUAAAUUAUGAUGCUCCUAUCUAUCUACCUACCUACCUAUCUAUCUAUCCAUCUAUCUAUCUAUAUCAUUCUAUUCAUAUCGUAUGUAUUAGAAACUGUUUCUAUCUAUUUAUAUAUCUAAUCGAAACCGUUUCUAUCUAUCUAUCUAUCUAUCUAUCUAUCUAUCUAUCUAUCUAUCUAUCACAGCCUUUUUUUUUUUUUCUAUCUAUCUAUCUAUCUAUCUAUCUAUCUAUCUAUCUAUUAGAAUCACUUCAUCUCUCUCUCUCUCUAUCUAUCUCACUAUCUCUCUCUCAGUGUGUUCCUCUGUAUUUAUCUAUCUGA